CGACUUCGAGUCGGUGAGAUCUAACUUCUCUUUAGUCAAUGCUCCCAAGCGACGUAAAGGUGUCCGACCUGGAACGUUAACGAGUGUCGAAAAAUUCCACAAGAACAAACAAGAUGGUGACAGGGGUCAUUGACUUGCCUAAGAAGUGGCAUCUUUGGUGCCUUCCAUGCCCCAUCUUCUCAAAAAAAUGCUAUCAUCAUAACUUAAUCAAAACUCAAUUCAUAGCUCAAUUAUAUAUUAACUUCUUCAACCAACCACCACCCACAACAACCACUUUUCUUUUUUCCCUUUUGCUCUCCUCUUCUUCUUCACCAAAUUUCUUCACAAUCAUGAACAUGAAGCUGCCUCUCCCUGCUCUGUUUGCUGCUCCUCUUGCCUUCUUCUUCUUCGCCGUCGCCACUGCCGAUCCCGAUCUUCUUCAAGACGUUUGCGUCGCAGAUCUUGCUUCAGGAAUCAAGGUAAACGGAUUCACCUGCAAGUCGAAUUUCUCAGCAAACGAUUUCUUCUUCGACGGAUUGGCCAAACCAGGCGCCACGAACAAUAGCCUUGGCUCGCGAGUAACCGGCGCCAAUGUCCAAUCAAUCCCCGGCCUGAACACACUCGGCGUCUCCCUCUCGCGGAUCGACUACGCCCCUGACGGCCUUAAUCCACCGCACACGCAUCCACGCGCCACCGAGAUCGUGUUCGUCCUCGAUGGCGAACUCGACGUCGGCUUCAUAACGACUGCUAAUGUCCUCGUCUCGAAGUCGAUCAAGAAGGGCGAGAUCUUCGUCUUCCCCAAGGGAUUAGUCCAUUUCCAGAAAAACAACGGCAAGGUUCCGGCGGCGGUGAUUUCGGCGUUUAACAGCCAGUUGCCUGGUACUCAAUCGAUUGCGGCGACGCUCUUCGCCGCAUCUCCGCCGGUGCCUGAUAAUGUUUUGACGAAGGCGUUUCAGAUUGGGACAAAAGAGGUCAAGAAGAUCAAAUCGAAGCUUGCUCCGAAAUAAUAGAGCAAAUCAAUGGAGGUUUCUGUAAAUUGAAGAUUGUAUUUGGAUCUGUCUUUUUCACUGAUUGAUUGAGUAAGAAUUAGGAUCUGGGGAUUUGUUUUUCUCCUCUUUUUUUCAAUUGGGAUCAUUUUUUUUCACUCGUGUUUUAUAUAGUUCUCUUCCGUUCUUAGCAUGAACUCGAUCACCCUAAACCCAAAACCCUAAACAAAGUUAGGACGGCUUUUUCUUUUGUCA
Cucurbita pepo subsp. pepo (vegetable marrow) is the source of this 1220-nucleotide messenger RNA. RefSeq names its product germin-like protein 5-1. NCBI's taxonomy places the organism in Eukaryota, Viridiplantae, Streptophyta, Magnoliopsida, Cucurbitales, Cucurbitaceae. Gene Ontology annotation, molecular function: manganese ion binding. The record is from RefSeq and is a predicted model, not a curated record.